Naegleria gruberi is the source of this 1407-nucleotide messenger RNA. RefSeq lists its product as uncharacterized. NCBI's taxonomy places the organism in Eukaryota, Heterolobosea, Eutetramitea, Acrasida, Naegleriidae. Gene Ontology annotation, cellular component: heterotrimeric G-protein complex. Gene Ontology annotation, molecular function: G protein-coupled receptor binding; guanyl nucleotide binding; G-protein beta/gamma-subunit complex binding. The transcript has a single exon. Bases 1 to 1407 code for a protein of 468 amino acids. The record is from RefSeq and is a predicted model, not a curated record. Gene Ontology annotation, biological process: adenylate cyclase-modulating G protein-coupled receptor signaling pathway.
AUGUAUCACGAUUCUGGAUUUCAGAAAUGUAUUCAUGAAAAGGAAAUUGAAGGAAAUUGUAUUUCAGAAAUUAGUGAAACAGUUUCGUAUUUCAAUCAAAGAAAUGUAUUAGAAAGGUAUAUGAAACAGAGAUUAAUACCAAAGGAUUAUGCUAGAAUCUAUAUGAAAACUGUUGGAAUAGUUGAAAGAACUGUUUGUGGAGUUACAUGUUUCGAUACUGGCGGACAGAGAUGUGAGAGAAGUAGAUGGGAAGAUUUAAUUACGAGCUCAGAAUGUAAACAUUGCUUUGUAAUUUCUCUAUCUCAGUGCAAUGAAUUGUGUUAUGAACUUUCGGAUUUGAAUAGAUUUGACGAUUCGUAUAGACUUUUUCAGAGUGUUUUGGAAAGAAAGGAAAUCAAGAGACUUUAUGUAAUUUUCACAAAAUUUGAAGUGUUGAGAGAAAAGAUUAGGAGAGGAUACAAGCUUUCAUCAUUCUUUAAGGAUUUUAAGGGAAAUGAUUCAGAUCCAAAUGAGGUGAAAGACUUUAUCAUUGAAAAGUUUCUUAAUUUGGAUCGAGAAUCUAAAAUUGCCAAGCACUUUGUUGUUGAUUGUUGUUUCCAUAGAGAAUCUCUAGUUGGAAUGUUUAAUGAAGUUGUUGGAAGACCAGCAUUUGAUAUGAUCGAUCUGAAUUUCAUUCCAACACCUUCAGAAGUGGACAAAUGGUUGGAUAAAGUUGAUCCAAAUUGGAAAGUCAAUAUUCCAACCACUCGAUUCACCAAUUUAAUGGAUGCAAUUCUUUCCAAACCAGAAAUUGAAAUUAUCUGGACAGCAAGACCUUUGAAACGAGACGAAAUUCUUUCUGUUUCAGAAUUCUUUGAUUUGGAUGACAUUCUGAACAUGAGAUUAGUUUGCCGUGAAUUUAAUGGAAUUAUGAAUGAAGGCGGAAUUAGGGUCAAGAAACCCAAUCUUGAACUGUUUAUGAAAACUCCCUUCAAAUAUGUGAAAUUUAUUGAUUUACAAUCAUGUUUCUUGACAAGCGAUAUUUUUCAACAUCUAGUUAAGGAUGACAGAUUUAAAAGUUUGGAAUAUUUAGAUUUGAGCAAUAAUUACCUUCUCAAAGAAGAGGACUUUGAAUAUUUCUUUGAGAAUCAACAAUUUAGAAAUUUGAAAAUUCUCAAAAUGGAUUUUUGUAAUUUCAGCAAUCUUUCAGCGAUUUCUGAUUGUAAAUUUCCUCCAAAAUUGCAAAGCCUUUCACUGAAUGGAGUUAAAAACUUGAAUAUUUCUGAUCUAUCCAAAUUGGUGGACAAUCUUGGAAAUACUUUAACUGAAUUGAAUGUGAUUCAUUCUAAUUUGGAUAUUUCCCAAAUAGUCAAUUCUAAUAUUUCUAAAAAAUUGAAAAUAUUGAACUAUUCUUUGGUGGGAAAUUAA